AUGAGUAAAAAUUAGAAAAGAAAAGUUAAAAAGCAUUUAGCAGAGGAGCUCCCGCUUUCUCAGAAUAAAGCUGAAAAUCUGGAUACUAAGCAAUUAUCGCCUUAAGAAAAUAAAAAGCACAAAACUACUUACAAACUAGAGGAUGAUAUAGAUCUAAAUUCUAAGGCUAAAUUGUAAAAAUCUGAAGUAAAAUAUGAAAAAUAGCAGAACUAUCUCAUGCAAAACCCAUAUAUGAUGAGCAAUCAAAAGAUUUUAAAAGAUUUAAAGUAAAAAACAAAAGGAAUUGAUGGGGAUAUGGUUAUGAGAAUUAAAGAACUUAGACAUAAUGGAAGUCUUUUUAAGAAAAGAUAGCCAGCUAUACUUUCUUGCUAUAAUUGUGAUCAAACAUUGUAUUCAAUAACAAAGCAAGUUCCUUCUCCUUGUCAAGUACUUACUUGUUUCCUAUUGUUUGGAACUGUUAUUGCAUCACCUUGUGCUUUUGUGCCAUUUUAUUUUGAAGAGUUUUAUAGUUAUAGACAUUUUUGUGGCAGCUGUGGACGAUAUUUAGGUGAUUCGAUACGUCAAUGA
Molecule: messenger RNA, 567 nt
Organism: Stylonychia lemnae
Lineage: Eukaryota; Ciliophora; Spirotrichea; Sporadotrichida; Oxytrichidae
Source: the annotation of a GenBank genome assembly